Scylla paramamosain (green mud crab) is the source of this 900-nucleotide messenger RNA. RefSeq lists its product as uncharacterized. The record is from RefSeq and is a predicted model, not a curated record. NCBI's taxonomy places the organism in Eukaryota, Metazoa, Arthropoda, Malacostraca, Decapoda, Portunidae. The coding region runs from base 126 to 566 and encodes 146 amino acids. The transcript is spliced from 5 exons.
UAUGGCGGGCCCAGUGUGUUGCCAGCGUCGGUAACGCGGCACACCGGGUCCUGCGGCAGCUCGGUAUAUAAGGAGCCUCCUCGCGUCCAGGCUGCCUAGUUCCCAGACACAACCACCGCGUCAAGAUGAAGACCCUCAUUGUGUUGGCCGUGGUGGUGGUGGCGGCGGCAGCCAAUCCCCUGGGUGGCUUGCAGGACCAGACUGGCCAGUUUGUUCUGGCUAAGGAUUACUCUCUAGAGGAUGGAACAGAAUACUCCAUAAAGUACGUCAAGCCCUACACACCAGGGAAGCCGCUGCCUGCCUUCUACCACAGCAUGGACAGCUCUGAGGAGGUCCGCUACUACCUGGCCAGCGAGCAGGGUCGGCAACGCAUGAGUUGGGCAGACCGCGUCAACAAGCUGCGUCACGUGCUGUCCACAGGCAUCGACGUCUCCAAUGAACUGUUCUUCAACAUGUACUCCAAAGGCACCGUCAACCUGCCGUCUGACCACCAGUACUACGUGGAUUCCUCGGGCGAGAUCUACUACGAAUCAGACCACAAGAAUCAGGUGGCGCAAACAGUGUAAGCUACCGGCCGUCCCAACUCAGGCAGGGUCUCAGCCAGUGCUGGGAUCCUGAGCAGUGAAGCUGUCGUAGUUCCUCGGCAGUGAAACAAUGUGCCACCACUGCUACAGUAGCUACACUCAUUAUAUAUCCAAUUUUGUUAUCCACUAGCAGUACCACCAUCUAGAUCUUCUGGAUAAUGUUGGUAGCUUUAAAUGUUUUGGAUACAGAACAUUGUGACUAAAGGUCAGUUUAGUAAUGUAGCUGCAAAGGCUCUAGUUCCUUGGCAGGCAUCGUCAUCAUGCAAAGCCACUGUAGUGAUAAAAUGAAAUAAAACUAAGUUAUUUUAUGACAGAU